Aureobasidium subglaciale EXF-2481 is the source of this 2831-nucleotide messenger RNA. RefSeq lists its product as uncharacterized. The record is from RefSeq and is a predicted model, not a curated record. The transcript is spliced from 2 exons. The coding region runs from base 21 to 2723 and encodes 900 amino acids. Gene Ontology annotation, molecular function: glutamine synthetase activity; hydrolase activity. NCBI's taxonomy places the organism in Eukaryota, Fungi, Ascomycota, Dothideomycetes, Dothideales, Saccotheciaceae.
ACUUAGUCGACAUACUCAGAAUGGCGACAUUAGACGACCUGAGGAACGUGAUUCGGUCAUGUCCUGUCAUUGACAAUCACGCCCACAAUCUACUUCUACCAUCCAAGCAAGAAGCUUACGACCUGCUAAGCGCAACUACAGAAGCACAUGGAGAUGCUCUUUCAGACACGCAUACAUCGCUAUCGCACAUCCGCGCCGUCCGUCAACUCCGCGAGCUCUACGACCUCCGGAACGAUGCAAACUGGGAUGACUUGAUGCAGAAAAGAGCAGAUAUUCUGCAAGGAAACUUCGAAAGCUUUCUACAAAGAUGCUUCGUGGGUAUACACACUAUCCUCAUGGACGAUGGCCUCGACGACACUACUGUCUAUCUCUACGACUGGCAUGACGACUUCAUCCUUGACAAGACGCUGCGCGUUGUUCGCAUCGAAACAGUCGCUGCAGACAUCCUUCGCGAGAUGUACAAAAAGGGCAGCCUGCCUAUCGGUCCUGCAGUGCUCAACGACGACAUGUGUGCUCAGGCAUGGGUCACCUUCCUCCAAGCUUUCGAGUCUACCAUUGUAACCGAGAUUAACAAUCCCGAUGUUGCUGGCUUCAAGUCUGUCAUCUGCUAUCGAACCGGUCUCGGUGUCAAGAUCGCUGGUGACGUUCAGGUAGCCGCCAAUAGUCUCGAGGCUUUUCAGGCCGACUAUCUGCCCAACUGCUCGCAAAACGACUUCCGCAUUGAAUCCAAAGGCUUGAAUGAUAGUCUCGUCAUCUCGACUUGCCGUCUCUUGACUGCAGCGGCCAAGCAAGACUCGAUAAGCAAGCCACUCCAGUUUCACACUGGCUUAGGCGAUGCCGACAUUGACUUGCUUCUUGCAGACCCCUCAAAUCUCCAGCCUCUUAUCUCUGCUUUUCCUCAUGUUCAGAUGAUCCUUCUCCACACUUCAUAUCCCUACAUGCGUCAAGCCGGCUAUCUUGCGACCGUCUAUAAGAACGUAUAUCUCGAUCUUGGUGAAGUUUUCCCGCAGGUCAGCAGAAACGGUCAAGAAACUAUCUUGCGUCAAUGCAUGGAAGUCACUCCCAUUUCAAAGCUGCUCUUCAGCACCGAUGCCCAUCAUUUCGGUGAAGUCUACUGGCUUGCAUUGAAACAGUUCAGACAAGCCUUCGAAAGGAUUCUCGUAGAGUAUGUGCGUGAGGAUGACCUCACGGUUGAGCAAGCCAUCGAUGCGGCCAAGGACAUCUACUUCAAUAACGCAAAUCGAGUGUAUAACCUUCGGGCAGAACUUCCAGAUAUGGCAACGAGCGAGCUGCCACGACGAACCAGAGCACAGAGUAACCGCGAGGCCAGGAUUAUGCAAGUUCCCCAGCCUCUCCAGCUCCCUUGGAACGAGCCGCAGCCACCUGACAACCCUUACGACCAAGAGGUUUUCACGAUCUUCUCUGAGUCUGUUCCCAAUCUCAAAUUCGUCUACGUGCAAUGGCUCGACUACCUAGCCACAAUUCGUGUCCGUAUACUGCCCAUUGCCGAGUUCAGGCGCCUUGUCACCGAAGGCGAGCGCAUCAGUAUCGCACGAGGUAACACAGGCACCCUACAGAAUGAUCAUGUUACUUCGGCGGUCAGAUCUGUGGGUCAGCUGUACGUUGAGCCUGAUGUUCUGUCGAUGAGACGCACACACUCGAGAGAUCCACUUGCUUCUGCAACUGUGAUGGCGUCUUUUUGCGAUGAAGAUGGUCGCCGUUCAGUCCACUGUCCACGAAACAAUCUGCGAACCUUGACGGACAGAAUCCUAGACAACCAUGGAAUAACCUUGGAGGUUGGUUUCGAAAUUGAAGUAGUGUUUCUGAAAAAAGACUCCGAUGGUCAAUAUACUGCAUGGACAACAAAUCACGCAUGGGGUACCUUCAGCCCUGAACAAUUCGAGACCGCAUUGCCAGUCCUUGCUGAGAUCGCCGAUGCACUGGCAAGCAUUGGCAUUUCCAUACAGCAAUUCCAUUCAGAAUCCGGACCUGGACAAUACGAAUUCGUGCUACCACCCAUGCACAUCGUGGAAGCGGUUGAUACGCUCCUCCAAGCCCGCCAAGUCGUUCAGCAAAUCGCUCAUCUCCACAAACUGCGUGCUACUCUGCAUCCUGUUCCCCUCAACGGUGUGGGCUCGGGUCAGCAUGUACACAUAUCGCUGAACUCAUCCACUCUAUCUGUGGAAGAUUUGGCGAGGAAAGAAUCUUCAUUCUUUGCUGGUGUACUCGAGCAAUUGCCCGCUUUAUGUGCAUUCCUGUUACCUAAUGAUGCGAGUUAUGCUCGCGUUGUCGAGAACAUGUGGACGAGUGGUGUCUGGGUGGCUUGGGGAACACAAAAUCGAGAAGUACCGCUGCGUAAAGUUAAGCCAGGACGCUGGGAAGUACGCUGUCUCGAUGGCUUUGCAAACCCGUAUCUCGCUCUAUCCGCCCUGCUAGCUGCUGGUCUCUCCGGUAUAGAAGCAGACAAGCAGAUGAUGCUGAAAGAUUGCACUGUCAACCCCGCUAGUCUUACGAAAGCUCAACGAGAAGAACUCGGCAUCACAACCAGAAUGCCCGGAACACUUGAGGAAGCACUGGAAGAACUCGAUACUAACGAGGUAUUGAAACGAAUCAUGAACCAUGGAUUGACUGACGACUACGUCAUUAUGAAAAAGGCCGAGAAGGAAAUGCUUGACGAAAUGGAUGAUAACAAGCGAUACACAUGGUUGAUUGAAAAGUAUUGAUGAUUGAUAAUUAUAAAUGACUAAUGGCUUCAUUUCUGCUGUUUUAUAUUGCUGCUUUGCUGCAUGAUAGGAACGACACAUGAGCUUAAGAGGCGCCUGAAUUCUUGC